AUGGCUUCAAGGACUCUUGCUGAGAAUAUUGAAUUAAAUGCAACUGAGCUCAUCUCUUCAAUUUAUGCAGAACAUGUUGCUGCCAGUAUCAACGUAGGGAUUGAUUUAGAGAAAAGAGUAUGUAGAGAUAUGAUAAAUGAGGUUGUUGAAAGUGUAGAUGAGGGUGUUACUGAAGUUAAGCCUGGGGAUCAUGGAUAUCAUUGUUCACAGUUUUAUGAGUUGGACAUCAAGUGGGAGAUUGUUGAGAAUGUGAAGUCCAACAGCCAAAUGAGCUCUUUCGAGCGUUUUGGGCCAAGAAGGGACAUAUAUUUGCCUCGAGACUAUUAUAGUGGGGAGCCACAUGGUUUUGGGUUUGUAGAAUUCAGGAGUUCUCUUGAUGUUGUUGAAGCACAAUACUAUAUGGAUGGACAUCUUUUUAGUGGACGUGAGUUGAUAAUUGUGUUUGCUAAAGACAACAGGAAGAGGCCUGAAGAAAUGAGAAUGAGGUCCUCUAGGAGGUCUCCAUUUGGGCAUAGAAGGUCUCCAUUUGGUUCAAAGCAAUGUAGAUCGAGGUCAAGGUUGUUAAGGUCACGUUCAAGGUUAAGCCGCACUUACCGUCCAAGGUCUCCAUUAGGGCAUAGAAGGUUUUCAUUUGGUUCGCAACAAUCUAGAUCAAGGUCAAGGUCAUUAAGGUCACAGUCACAUUCAAGACAUAGAUAUGAUUGA
This is a messenger RNA of Cryptomeria japonica (Japanese cedar), 705 nucleotides long. Its product is annotated as serine/arginine-rich SC35-like splicing factor SCL33. Lineage: Eukaryota; Viridiplantae; Streptophyta; Pinopsida; Cupressales; Cupressaceae. The coding region runs from base 1 to 705 and encodes 234 amino acids. Gene Ontology annotation, molecular function: RNA binding. The record is from RefSeq and is a predicted model, not a curated record. The transcript is spliced from 3 exons. Gene Ontology annotation, cellular component: cytoplasm; nuclear speck. Gene Ontology annotation, biological process: mRNA splicing, via spliceosome.